AUGAGAGAAGAACUUGUUGACGCGGCUGUAUCUACUCUCAAGGCCAACGAAGCUGGGCCAGUGCCUGAACGAGUCCCCAUCUAUCCAGUGGUAUCCCGCGACUCCGAAAAGCUUGCGUAUCUCCGAUCUACGGGUCUUGUUGAUCUUACAAGCGCAGAUCGGCAUCGUGAACGCACUAAGUAUUUGGUUAGGAAUUGGCUUGACAAAUACAACUUACAAUUCCAUGCUGAAGCUGACACCCAGCCGAACAUUUUUCCGGACCCCUUGCUGCCCACUCAGGAACCUGAGGCUCCAUCCACAGCAGUGCAACUUGCAAGGCCAGGGCAGAGUCACGAUCAGCCAACAUCCGUCCAAGUACCAGAGACCGCAAAUGCAUCGAUGCAGAAAUUUCGGGACAUGUCAAGCGACACUUAUCAAGCUUCUCUUGCCGCAACAUGGGGCACAGCCUCCGUUGAUAGCAAUUACGACCUUGACGCGUACUUGGAGAGGCGCAGGAAAGGAAUCGAGGGUCGCAAGGAUUUCUUCAUGGAUACUGAGGACGAUAGGUCCCUCCAGGCUGUUCAGGAGCUCCUGUUGAAGUGGACAACCGUGGACGAUCCUGUUGUUUGGGAGAACAGUAGCAAACAACUGAGAUUACUUACUCAAGGGCCUUGA
Bipolaris oryzae ATCC 44560 is the source of this 654-nucleotide messenger RNA. RefSeq lists its product as uncharacterized. Lineage: Eukaryota; Fungi; Ascomycota; Dothideomycetes; Pleosporales; Pleosporaceae. The record is from RefSeq and is a predicted model, not a curated record. The transcript has 2 exons. Bases 1 to 654 code for a protein of 217 amino acids.